CAAUUAUUUGAACCAUUCUUGAAGGUUUGGCGCUAUUUCAGACAUCAUUCGUUACGCGCGUCUUAACGUGACUCGUCAAACGCCCGUACAUAAUUGUAAUCGUUCUUCAUAUAUUUAACUCGUAGGCGCAGUUUGCCACCUAACUGAACAACAUUAUUUGCUGAUAGUAAUGAAGUGAUGUCGACACCUGUUUUAUUAGGAUUGGGUAUGAUAGCUGUAGGAGUUGCUGGACGUUAUAUAACACGGAAUACGAAUAUUGGUAGUAUACAAAAGCUUUUCAGUAUAUCUGGACUAAAUGGCUCCAAGUAUUAUCGUGGGGGGUUUGAACAAAAUAUGUCCCGGCGUGAAGCUGCCCUAAUUCUUGGAGUGAGUCAACAGUCAAGUAGAAAUAAAAUUAGGGAUGCUCAUAAGAGGAUCAUGCUUCUUAACCAUCCCGAUAAAGGCGGUUCCCCAUACUUGGCUGCUAAGAUCAAUCAGGCCAAAGAUAUACUAGAAUCCAACAAAAGUUAACCACCACUAACGAUCCCGCUGUAAUAUAUCGCCCACUAUUUUACAAUGUCAAAUACAGUUUACUUUUCAAUUGUUGAACUGUAGACUUAUAGUUACAAAAAUGUAAAUUGUUAGAUACUUAUCUUUUGAAUAAACGUUUUUUCUCAAUUAUAUUAAUUUUGAUGUGGUUCUUCUCAAACUACUCAUGCAACUCAAUGCAGUCAUGCUACGAAUUUUUAAUGAAUUCAUAAGUAGUAUUCUAAGUCAUCUAAUAUCAAAAGAAGAAAUCUUGUAUAACAGUGAGCGCUUUCUAGUUACUUUGCUGUUCGCUGGGAUUCUUCAGCAAAACGCAGUUUGUUAGUUUACUGAUUUUAGAAAUAUCAACCAUUAAAAUCAUGGUUUGUUUUGUAAGUGAUGAAAUGAUGAAAACAGAAACGGUUGCUUAUGUAGUCCUGGAGUUUGUUUGUUCGAAUAUUUAUUACGGUAGGAAUUUUAUUCUCUGAACCAACUAUUGAUGAGUUCACAUAUGCUGCUUGUAGGACCGGUAACCUAUUUACAAAAUGACUGCGACUAGUGAACAACAACAAAGAUCCCGGCCGUUAUUGGUCCUCGAUCUUUUAAUCCAAUGCCCAGUUAGAACACGGAGACAGAAAGCUGAUUAAUUCUCGAUUGUAUUCUGUUCAAUCAUUACUCGAAAUUCGCAUAAUAUACCUGGAGUACCCAAUGCACAGCAACGGAGCUAGAAAAUUACAUUGUCUGAAUAACUUAUUCAUAAGCGAUAAAAACUAGUGUUAAGGAAAUAAUUAAUGAUAAAUUUGGGAUAAUAUGACAAUGAUUUAUGGGUCAAAUGAAAGCUUAGAAAUGAAAAAAAAACACGAAAAAAAUAGUUUAAGAGCCUGCUAAUUAUUCAGUGAAAAUAUAAACAAUACUCCGUAUGACGGUCUCAAAAGCUAUACUUUCAUACUACUUGGCCAUUAUGUCAGUAAGUCCCAAUAGAUAUUUACUGCUAGGUUGAAGUCCAAAAACAAAUGUUGACCACUGGCUUAUUAUUGUUUGUGGUAAUGAAACUUCUAGGAUGCCAAAUCCUUGAUAGCUAAGGAAUACGAUUGUGAUGUAAAAUGAAUUCACAUUUUCUAUGAGGUUGGUUAAGAAUUUG
Schistosoma haematobium is the source of this 1645-nucleotide messenger RNA. Its product is annotated as DnaJ of sub C member 19. The record is from RefSeq and is a predicted model, not a curated record. Gene Ontology annotation, biological process: protein import into mitochondrial matrix. Gene Ontology annotation, cellular component: PAM complex, Tim23 associated import motor. The transcript has 5 exons. Bases 178 to 510 code for a protein of 110 amino acids. Gene Ontology annotation, molecular function: ATPase activator activity. Lineage: Eukaryota; Metazoa; Platyhelminthes; Trematoda; Strigeidida; Schistosomatidae.